This is a messenger RNA of Pararge aegeria (speckled wood butterfly), 3458 nucleotides long. RefSeq names its product titin-like. The transcript has 15 exons. The coding region runs from base 150 to 2960 and encodes 936 amino acids. NCBI's taxonomy places the organism in Eukaryota, Metazoa, Arthropoda, Insecta, Lepidoptera, Nymphalidae. The record is from RefSeq and is a predicted model, not a curated record.
UGUCCGCCGCUCGCCUACACGACUCACGAGCAAUGCUCGCACCGAAUCGCGACAAUUUCGACUUCCAAUAAUAAUAUUAUGUGCAAUUUUGCGCGCCGCAAUCUAAGUCAUAUAGGAUACAAUUGUUUUAGUUUUAGCACCGUGUGAAAAUGUAUAGUGUACUUUUGUUUACGGUCGCGGUUGUGUUACUUAAAGGUUUCAAUGCACAGGAUAUUUUAACAGUCGAAGCAGUUUUAGGAAAUAGUGUCGAGUUACCAUGCAACGUGACGGCGGAGAACCCAGGUGACAGACUCAACAUCCUGGCCUGGUACAGAAACGGAUCCACGACCGCCUUUUAUAGCAGUCGAGACCUUCGCGGUGCGGGCGGAGUGAUGUCUUCGGGCGAACGAUACCGCCUUGUGGCCUCGGAGGGCGAAGGUGUGGACAAACUACAGAUCCUGAAAGUUCGACCUGCGGACGCUGGCUUCUAUCGAUGCCAUGCAGAUUUCGCGUCGAGUCCCACACGCAAGACCUACUUACAGCUGAACGUUAUCGAGCCUCCGCAAAAGCUUUGGGUGAUAUAUGAAAACGGAACGUGCGUUACUACGGCGAGCAUGGGAUCCAACGCGAGUGGCAACAUUGGCCCUUUUUACGUCGGUGAUACAAUUUACCUAUUCUGCGUCGCUUUCGAAGGCAAUCCCACACCUUCGUUGUCCUGGUGGACGGGUCAGCGGCUUCUGAAGGACACAGCGACACCGCUCUCUAAGCAACGCGUUCGCAGCGACCUCAGGUACGGUCCGCUGCUACGAGAGGACCACGGCCGAGUGUUCACCUGCUUCGCGAAAAACAACGAAAAUACACCGCCACUUUCAAUCGACGUUGCCAUUGAUAUGUACUUACCACCCCAGCUAGUCUCAGUGCGGGUGGCGGGCAGUAAAGCCGACUCGGUCUCUGUGGGUCGAGUGCGAGCCGAUGAGCCGCUUGCGCUUCAAUGCAGAGUCCUCGGCGCAAGGCCGCUGCCUUCUGUCGUCUGGAGGCUGGAUGACGCUCAGCUGGUCAAUUUGGAGCAAAAUACGACGAUAGAAUCGUCCCAACGCCUGGUCGUAAGCGAAGUCCAGCUCAGCAUCACACAUGAGUACGACGAGUCGCAGGUGACUUGCUGUGCCCCAGCGUACAAACGCGACACCGAGGAGUUCAUCUGCGCCUCCGCUCUGCCGCUCACUGUGCUGUAUCCACCAGUUUUACAAAUCGUCGUGGAGGAAGCCUUGGAGAACUACACAUUGGCAGUCGUUAAAGGUUCUAACGUAUCAUUGAAUUGCAGUUAUCAGGCAAAUCCGUCCGUUCAUCAACUAAUUUGGUUUCAUAAGGAAGAUAUAAUUACCCAAAACUUACAAAAUACUGAGACGGCAAUCGCGCCCGCACUGACCUUGACUUCCGUAAGUGAAAAAGACUCUGGCGAUUAUGUGUGUGCUGCUACAAAUGACGUCGGGUCCAGCUACAGUGAGCCUAUUAUCAUCGAUGUCACGUACCCACCAUUUUGUGAGGACGAAACCGUAGUUGAAUAUGGUGUCGGAGACAACGAAUGCCUGAACUUAACUUGUAAAGUGAAAGGCAAUCCGGAACCCUCAUCGUACCAAUGGCUGCUGAUAAGCGAAGUCAAUGGCAGCAAACUACGAAGCAACCACUCAAUUGCACUAGAAACAAAAGACUCAUUCUUGUCAUACGAAAGGCCUAAUGGAACAAACGCUCUAAUAUAUUGCUGGGGGUUGAACGGGAUCAUAAACAACGAGCUUCAGCCGAAGAGGUGUACGUUUAUGAUCACGGAUGAAACGGCUCCGCGAUCGCCGACGAACUGCGAGGCGGUCAAAAAUGAACUGAAGGAAAUCACUGUCAUGUGUGAAGAGGGCCACGAUGGAGGAAUACAACAGAAGUUUAAAUUUAUAGUGUAUUCUUUGGACUCAGAUGAACAACUCGUUUCUAUUAUAAAUCAGGAGCCGAAGUUUAUGAUUCAAGAACCUAAACAAGCUAACUACAAGUUCGUUAUCAUUGCAUUUAACGAGAAAGGUGACAGCGAAAGUGUUGAAAUUGAAAAGGCCAAUAUCAUUGAUGAAAAUAAUGGCGGAGCGGAGACUAUAAGCGCAGUGACCAAUAUAACCACGCUUGCGCUAUCCCUCUGCGGUGGAGUUGCCUUGUUGGCGUUGGCGGCUUGCGGUCUUGUGUUGUGCGCACACGAACGCGGAUCCCGCCCAGACAUCCCGCGUGCGUUACAAGAUCCACCUCUCUGCGCUUUUAAUACUGAUGAGACAUGUGAAACCUAUAACGACAGCGAUGAUGGCAGCGAAUUUAAUGUUAGACGAACAGAAUCCUUCAGACGGGCCAUGGCGAAGUACCCCCCUAAGAAUUACGACGUAAGGAGAACCAGUUCGUUCCACUCGGCACGUUACAUGCACGACAAGCAAGAACACGACGCACCGAAAAUUAACGACUUGUCGAGACACAACGCAAGCUGCCGGGUGCAUUCGUUACAGAAUAUCAGUAGGAAAAGAGAGAUGGAUAUGCUUUGUGACCAUUUAGUGAUGCAUCUGCCGCCUGAAACCAGCUACAAUGUACCCAAACCGAUGAACACGUUUUACACAAUGCCAAGGAAAAUGCGUCACAAAGCCGCUAAAGAAAUAAGCGACGAAACAUCUGAACUCACCCAAAACUCCGACGGUUUUUCACUGCCGCCACCGCCAGACGAAUUCGGCACCUAUCGAGCGGCGACAAGAAUUAGGGAUAUGCCUUCAAAAUCAACACCCACUUACACCGCAAUAGCAAGGCAUAAUUCCACAAACAAAGAACCAACAAAGUAUAAUAAUGUCAUAAUUUCCCCAAUGAACACUGUGGGCCUGCCAAGUAUUAGUGGAACGCAGAACAGUGUGUAUACUUAUCCGGACGAUCAUCAUCAGGUAACCACAAAUCCUUUCGAUGAUUCCCCAUAGUGCAAUUUCUAGAUAGUGUUAAUAACUCCUUUAUUUUUCCAAGGACUUGCAAACUUGUGGAUUGUUCCAAAGUAAAUAUACGUAUAUUUAAUAUUUUUAUAUUGUAAAAGUUUCUAGUUGUAUACUCACUUGGUAAAAACGCAUUGAUUUAAAUAAAAAUCAACGUAGGCACAAUGUUAUUUUAUUUACAAAAAUAGAAUCACAACAGAUUCCGACUAGCGGAAUCGCUUCAUAUUUAUUUAUCACAUGCACAUAAUUAAAUUUAAGUUACUAAUACAGCAUUGUUUCGAAUGUAUAUAGCACUUAAAAUAGGAAGAAGAAAUUAAUGAAGAAUGAUUAAUUUAUCAGUCACUGCCACAUAUUACAUAGUAAUUUUACAAAUUGUUUUAAGUUUAAGUAAAAAAAAAUAACUUUUGUAAUUGUACUGGAAUAGAUAUAAUAAAUAAUAUGUCAACGUUGCCUUUAUUAAAAUGAACCUGACUUCGUCUUAACAAAUUU